AUGGCUGGCAAACGACCCGAGAUCGCCGCCGCGGUACUGACCCAAGCGAAGCAAGACGCACUGGAGGCCAUCCGCGCGAGCUGGAAGAUCGCACACGUCUCCGACAUGCUCAGCAAAGAAGCACGGAAGAUCUUCAAGCAAGAACCGCCCAAUGACGACUUCUUCGAGGAACCUACCCUCGCUCUGUUGCAAGAGCUGGCAAAGCGGACCGAGAAUAGGAAGGGCCAGGUUAGAAUAAAGCUGGAGCAUAGAUGGAGCGCGAGAGCGCACCACCGCGCAGAUGGACCGCACAACGCUGGGGAGAUCAGAGUCGGGCGAGUUGACGCUGUCAAGAAUAAACACCUGCGCGCUGAUAUCGAGGAGUUCAUUUGUGAGUUCAAGCCGCGUGGUGAGGACCGGACAGAAGACGGAGACCGUGGUGAGAGGAGUGCAUACACGGAUUCUGGAGUAGCAGAAAAUUCGAUUUUCUCAAAGCCAAAGACACUAACAUCCAGUGCCAGAGGAGGUACAGCAACGAAGCUCAAGCGCGGGAACAGCGUUGAGGUACAGCCUAAAAAACGCCAUACUAUUUCUAAACCCACAAGGACGCCGGUAGCUAAGCCUGAAGAUGACGCUUCCGAACACAACUCACCUGGAGACGACGAGACCGAGGUUGACAAAAGUGACCCUUCGGACGACGAGUUAUCCUCAUCUUCAAGCGACGAUGACGACGAUCCCCGGGUACCUGCUGAUCGAGCGCUUUCUUUCAUAAGACUAGCCUGGCCAUGGUACCAGACUGAAAACGAGCCAUUCGACUUCAGCAUCUUGCCUCAGCAUGCAUACGCUCCUCAAACCGACUACCCCGCCAUACCGUUUCAAUACCAACAAUCGUCCCAAAACGACCCCAACGCUGGUGGAGACAAGGCCAAACGUAAUCCCGGCAAGAAGCGCAGUUCCAAUCGCGCAGAUAUCAGGGCUAAACCACCCCUCCCAAAGCAGAAAUCCGAUCUCAGAAUACCACCAGACCACGCGGUGUUCAUCAUCAAGUCAGCCUGGAGGCUCCCAGUACUCCAGAACUCUUUGACAUCCUCCCAGAACAUUGCUACGACCCCAGCACCCGAUACCUCACCGACCCGUUCGGGAGCAUUCGCGAUCUUCUCUUGGCGAUUCAAGAGCUAG
Didymella exigua CBS 183.55 is the source of this 1158-nucleotide messenger RNA. RefSeq lists its product as uncharacterized. The transcript has 3 exons. The record is from RefSeq and is a predicted model, not a curated record. Lineage: Eukaryota; Fungi; Ascomycota; Dothideomycetes; Pleosporales; Didymellaceae. The coding region runs from base 1 to 1158 and encodes 385 amino acids.